AUGACGGACGCGGAUGUGUACGCGUACGAGCAGGAAAUGGACGAGUGGGAGGCUGCGCAUGCACUUGACAUGGAAGCUGCAGACGAGGAGAUGCAUGCGCUGGGUUUUUUUGAGCAGGCUGAAGCCGCAGAGAGCCCGGAAACGAAGUCUAUUCUAGUCGCUGUGGACCAGCUACCUCUAAAUAGGAAUAACGACACAACAGAGAGUGCGAACGAUGUCGUGAUCGCGACAGAAAGUCGAUUGGAUCAAUUGCUGGCACGAUGUGAGACAUUUUUGGGCGAGGAUGGAGACAGAGACGUGGUCCAAGUGUCUCGAGUAAAAAAGGACGUGGAGCUCAGUACGAAACGGACCUCUGUACCAUCUCUGGACACUGCAGCAGCCACGUAUCUUUACAGUCGUCCACCUGUUGAUGUGGACUCUCUUUCUGUUGUGUUAAGCGAUGGCAAACGGCUGUUCGUGCGCAAGAAACGACCGAGAACGACGACUUCUACUUCAUUUGACGCGAUCCGAACCACGACGACAUCCCUUGUCCCUGUCAAAGAAAUGAUGGAGGCCGUGGAGAGGAUGGAGAUUAGUGAAGCAGCUUUGAAGGAGGAAGAGGCUUUGUUGCAGGAGCAUAACGUUGUGUACAAAGAUUCUGUCAACAUGACGAACGCAGUUUUGUGGCUGGAUAAGUACCGACCGCAGAGCUUUUUGGACCUUUUGAGCGAUGAACGAACGAAUCGCGAAGUUCUCACUUGGAUCAAGUCGUGGGAUCAAUAUGUGUUUCCAAAAAAAGAGCGUGUGAAUAGCACUUCAUCAGCUACCGCUACGACAAACGCUUACGGAAACUCGAGUACAACUUCGUGGAACCACGCUGCUGCAAACACUCACGCCAGCGGCAGUACAGGGGUCGAGGACGAGGAAGAUAAGCGACCGUUUCACAAAAUCAUCCUGAUCUGUGGGCCGCCUGGAGCUGGUAAAACAACGUUGGCAAACAUUGUUGCGCACCACGCUGGCUAUAAUCCUCUCGAAGUAAAUGCAAGUGAUGACCGAACAGCAUCUGUAUUGCGCAACAAGAUUAUCAGUGCUAUGGAAAUGCAAUCAAUUUGGGGCGAGUGUAAGCCUAAUUGCAUCAUCCUUGACGAAAUUGAUGGUGCCAUGAACGGCAGCGAUGGCAAAUCGGCCAUUGAGGUGAUUCAAGAGAUUGUGAAUGCUCCUCUAGCGAAGAAGAAAACAGGAGCAAAGAUGUUAGCUAAAAAUCGUCAUCCGCUGACCCGUCCACUCAUCUGUGUCUGCAAUGACCUGUACGCUUCUGUGUUACGUCCACUGCGUCGGAUAGCUAAGAUUUUCACACUGGAUGCACCACAUCCGCAACGUCUCGUUACACGUCUGAAGCACAUUUGUCGUCACGAGGGGAUCAAAGCUUCUACAGGCGCGCUAGCAAAUCUGUGCUCUAGCGCUGGCAACGAUAUCCGCUUUUGCUUGAAUACGCUGCAAUUCCAAAGUACUCAGUCGCGCGAAGCUGCGGCAAAUAAAUCGGCUCCAGUCGUGGCUUUCAGCUGUAGCCUUCUUGCGCAAAAAGAUCAUGCUCAUGGCAUGUUUGAGGCACUGAAUCUUGUGUUUUACGAAGCGCGCUCAACAUCAGCCAAAGGACAGAUCCCUGCUAUUGAGAAGAUUAUUGCAGCCGUGUCGUCGCUGGGCAAUUCUUCCUUAUUACUUAACGGUCUGGACGAGAACGUCCCAAAGAUGAUAUUUAACGACCCCACCAUGAGUAAAAUAUGCGACGUGUUCGAGUGGCUGGGUCUCGCAGACGAGUACGAGAACCGCGCCCAUUCAGAGCAGCAACACGUGUUUCAAGCAUAUAUUCCAUUUGCUGCCAUCGCGACACACGCGUCUUGCUGCACAAGCUCUAGGCGUCGUGUGGAGUAUCCUCGAGCCCAAUUCGAGGCUAAAAAGCGAAGCGAUCAUGCUGAGAAUAUACUUGGGGCACUAGUAGAAGGAGCACUGUUGCAACCAAUUCUGCGAUUGAGCCACGACGAUCUCGUCGUUGAUCUUGUACCAUGGCUGCUUGCAAUAUUAUCGCCUGGUCUUCGCCGCACCAAUCCGUCGCUACAAACGAAGGAGGAAAAGGUCAUGACCCAUCGACUCAUCCAGCUAAUGACGUCAUUGGGGCUGUCAUUCCAGCACAAGUACUUACCCGAUGGUAGUGAGGACUACGCACUUGAACCACCACUGAACGAACUCGUGGAGUUCCGAAGCGAUGAGACCAAUGCAGCGUAUCGAUUCGUGCUUCCAUUGCCUGUACGGAAGAUGAUUGCUCGAGAAGUGAACCUGGAGCAGAUGCGUCGGAAUGAAAGCACGGCUUCGACGAGGCGACAUGGCAACAGCAAUUCGGUUAGCAAGAUGACUCACGUACCGAGCGAAGCCACUAUCGAAGAGAAGGCUGCCAAAAUCACCUACGCUUUGCCGGAACUCAGUGAUAUAGAGCAGGCGAAGAAAGACGAGGCUUUGCGCAAGCGAAAUCCUUUUGCGUUCGCACAUCGUGAAGCUAAACGCAAGCGCGAUGAGGAGUCGGAUGCAAAACUGAAGCGACAGCACACCGCCGCUGCUCAUGUGCAUUCCAUGGUGCGCUACAAGUACAACGAAGGCUACACGUGCGGCAUCAAGACAACAGUGUACGUUCGAGAUUUACUAUAA
This is a messenger RNA of Peronospora matthiolae, 2679 nucleotides long. Lineage: Eukaryota; Oomycota; Peronosporomycetes; Peronosporales; Peronosporaceae. The record is from the annotation of a GenBank genome assembly.